AUGAACCAGUUACUACGUCCUUCGGAAACGCGCGGCGAAGCCGAUUUCGGAUGGCUGAAAAGCAAGCACAGCUUUUCUUUCGGCUCCUAUUUCGACCCGAACCAUAUCGGCUUCGGCGCAUUGCGGGUCAUCAACGAAGACCGUGUCGCUCCUUCGGCCGGUUUUCCAACCCAUCCGCACCAGAACAUGGAGAUCAUCUCCUACAUCGUCUCCGGCGGGCUGGAACACAAGGAUUCGCUCGGAACCGGAUCCGUCAUCCGGCCUGGUGAACUGCAGCGCAUGAGCGCUGGUAGCGGUGUCCGGCACAGCGAAUACAACCAUUCAGACACAGACCCGGUCCAUUUCCUGCAGAUAUGGAUCGUGCCGGAAGCAGACGGUCUGAAACCAAGCUACGAGCAGAAAGCAUUUCCUGAUGCCGAGCGCCGGGACACGCUCAAGCUGAUUGGUUCAAGAAACGGUCGCGAAGGCUCGGUCGUCAUCCAUCAGGACGUCGAUCUCUGGGCGUCGCUCCUGUCGGCUGAAAAGAGUGUCUCCUUCGACAUCAAACCGGACCGCAAGGUCUGGCUGCAGAUCGUCAAGGGCAAGCUGAGCGUUGAUGGUCUUUCUCUGGCUGCAGGCGACGGGCUUGGUCUGCUUGAUGCCGGCAAGAUUGAUCUGGUUGCCCAAGAAAAUUGCGAAUUCCUGCUAUUCGAUCUGGCCGCCUGA
Molecule: messenger RNA, 705 nt
Organism: Effrenium voratum
Lineage: Eukaryota; Dinophyceae; Suessiales; Symbiodiniaceae
Source: the annotation of a GenBank genome assembly